CUGCACUGAUGGGACUGAUGAGGCUGCGCUGAUAGGUGGCACUGAUGGGCACUGUUAGGUGGCACUGAUAGGUGGCACUGAUGGGCACUGAUGUGCAACACUGAUGGGCACUCUAGGUGGCACUGGUGGGCAACACUGAUGACGGCACUGAUAGGUGGCAGUGAUUGCCAGCACAGAUGGGCACUGAUGGGCACUAUUGGCUGCACUGAUGGGGUUACACUGAUCACCAGGACACUGAUGGCACUGAGUAGAGGAUUGCCAAUAACUGCC
Staurois parvus is the source of this 270-nucleotide messenger RNA. The record is from the annotation of a GenBank genome assembly. NCBI's taxonomy places the organism in Eukaryota, Metazoa, Chordata, Amphibia, Anura, Ranidae.